Molecule: messenger RNA, 1739 nt
Organism: Bursaphelenchus okinawaensis
Lineage: Eukaryota; Metazoa; Nematoda; Chromadorea; Rhabditida; Aphelenchoididae
Source: the annotation of a GenBank genome assembly
AUGGAAAUCGACUUUAGUAAGUUUAUUAGCUUUUAAAUUACAUUUUUUUUUACCUUUAAAAGUUCUUAAUACCUUUCAGUUAUGACAUUCCUAUCACUAGUGUCAGGUGCAAUAUCGUGCACUAUCAUGCUGUGGUUCCAAUGCGGUAAAAACGAUCGAACUAUGGUAAAACCUGGUACAAGAGCAAAAUCUACUAAUAAUGGAGCUGCAGCAAAUCCUUUUGCAGCAUCAGAUGGGCCUUCUACGACGAGUACUAAAAGAAUCAAAGGACACUCAUUGAAGGAUACUGAUGACAUGUCGAUGAAAGGAAAUAUCGGAAGAAAUCGUUCCCAUGAUUCUUCCCAUGAUCAGACACCUGGAGCCGCGCUUAAGGAUAUUUUGUAAGGUUAUACUAAGCCAAGAGAAGAUAUACAUGCGUGUAUAUUUAACAACUUACAGUCAUUUUAAGUUUUCAUGUGCAUUGUAAUAUCGUACAUUUCAGAAGAAGCAUGAAUUCGACUAGACGCUCAAAGCUCAGCAAAUCCAGUGAUGGUAAGACAUAAAUUUUAAUUUUUUUGACAAAGAAAAUUUUUCCAAAACAUCCAAUUUUAAUAAGUGUAACGACCACACCAUAUGUUUCAGGAGCAGAAAAGACCCAAGAGCCUUCUGACGCAUCGGCCAAGUCCAGGAAACCAAAGAUGUCUAAAGAAGAGGUGGACAAAAAAGAAUGGGAGAACUUUAAAAAACUGAACACUAGCGACAAAGGGUCUCACAAAUCUAACAAGAUAAAGAAGAAGAAGAAAAGUCCAGCCAAGAAACAUGAAAAAUCUAGUUCACCCGCUACUUCAAAAUCUCCUUCGAAGGAGAAGAUAGCCAGUCCAAGUGAGCCAAAGAAUAAAAAAGUAAGUCCAAAGGAACCAAACAAAGAAGUGAAGAAAGAAAAGAAAGGACAUUCGAAAGAUGAAGAAUGGGAGAAUUUCAAGAAACUAGAUCAUAACGACAAAGGCGUCCAUAAGUCACCUACAAAAAAGAAGAAAGAGGCCACAGGUUCAGGUGAAAAGCUUGACGAAUCUCUAAAGACAGCUUCUUCGAAGUUAGCUGUAAAACCUGUUGUUGAAGUUAAUGAACCACCCAAGGAGAUGAAAGUCGGUUCGGAUGAGUCAACGAAUAAAGUAAAUUUAAAUGAAGCAAACAAAGAACCCCAAGAACCAAAAAAGAAGAACGAAACCCCAAACGAACCAGUUAACGAAGAAAAAACAUUUGAGAAAGAAAAGAAAAUAACGGCAAACCAAGAAGUGAAGUCACCAUUAGAAGUAACAGCAAACGAAUGGACGAAAGAAGAAAAUACACCAGAGAAAGAAAAGAAAACAACUCCAAAUGAAGAAGUGAAACCAACAGAGGAAGAAAAGAAAGAAACUCCAAAUGAACCAAACGAAGAAGUAAAGAAACCAGAGAAGAUCGGUCCAAAUGAAUCCACCAACGAUGCCAAAAGCACAACCAUGGAACCCCAAAGAGAGGUCGCCAACUUAGAAUGGGAGAAUUUCAAGAAACUGAACGAACGCACAAAAGAAUCAAAGGGAAAAAAGUCAAAGAAGAAAAGUGGUGUCAGUCCAGCUAAAAAACUUGAAGAAUCUCUCCAGUCUCAAACAACUGCUGAAAAAUCAGGUGUUAAAGGUGUAGACCUAUCGACCAAGAAAAAGAAGGUUUCUACAGCUGAGGCUACUCAAAUUACAAAGGAAACUACUGUUGAAGUAAAAUAG